CUGAGGACGAACCGACACCGAACCGCAGCGCCUGAUUCUGGCCGAACUUCAUCAGAGACGCUUUCCUGUGGAGCGCGCAGGAGAUUUCUGCGGUGUGUGUGUGUGUGUGCGUGCGCGUGUGUUUUGGUAAAUAAAUACUUAAGCGCACGUCGUUAAUCCGAGCGCGGCGCGCGACACGAAGAGGAACCAGGACUGUCCGGACUGCGCGGCGCGGCUGACUAAAGCCAGUCCAGCCAACAUGUGGUCGGCUUGAACAAACCGGAAGCUGCUGCUGGUUCUGACAGCCUCACUGGACCGAGUUUCCCGAGAGGUUCGGCUCUGGAGAACGGCGUGUUUAUGGAUCUGUGCGCAGCGCGGGUCUCCGGGAGUUGUAGGCUCUGCUGCGGUGCACGGAUCACGCUGCGGCCCCGCAGCUGCUCCUCGCUCUGAUCCAUGUUGGAGCAGAUCAGGUAGUUCAGAUCUUUGAAGUGGACUGAGCUCAGGAGAAGCGCCUCUUCCCGCCCUCCCUCGUUUCUUCUCACCAACUUGACGUCAGGACGGUCUCACUCUGAAUUCUUCUUCUACGCUUUAAACAAAGACCAAGUGUUUGGGGAUAGCAUGGCAAUGGUAGUAAACCAAUGGUCAGAGAACAUUUCGGCAGAUCCGGGCUCUCAGCUCCAGAUGUGCGGCCAGGAGCCCGGCGGGGGACCGGGAACUCCCAACGGGUCCACCCCGGGGAACGACGCGCUUUCCGGAGACAAGAUCCCCAACGUGGACUGCAUGGUGUGCGGGGACAAGUCCAGCGGGAAGCACUACGGCCAGUUCACCUGCGAGGGAUGCAAGAGCUUCUUUAAGCGCUCCGUGAGGCGGAACCUGACGUACACCUGCCGGGGGAACCGGGACUGCCCCAUCGACCAGCACCACCGGAACCAGUGCCAGUACUGCCGGCUCAAGAAGUGCCUCAAAGUCGGCAUGAGGAGAGAAGCAGUACAACGUGGACGGACUUCAAACUCCCAGAGCAGCCCGGGUCAGUACCUGACCAACGGCGCCGACCCGUACAACAACCAGCCGUACCUUUCCGGCUUCAUCUCUCUGCUGCUGCGCGCCGAGCCCUACCCCACGUCUCGCUACGGGGCUCAGUGCAUGCAGGGCAACAACCUGAUGGGCAUCGAGAACAUCUGCGAGCUGGCCGCCCGGCUGCUCUUCAGUGCCGUGGAGUGGGCCAAGAACAUCCCCUUCUUCCCCGACCUGCAGCUCAUGGAUCAGGUGGCGCUGCUGCGCAUGUCCUGGAGCGAGCUCUUCGUGCUGAACGCCGCCCAGUGCUCCAUGCCGCUUCACGUGGCGCCCCUGCUGGCCGCCGCGGGCCUGCACGCGUCGCCCAUGUCGGCGGAGCGCGUCGUGGCCUUCAUGGACCACAUCCGGGUCUUCCAGGAGCAGGUGGAGAAGCUGAAGGCCCUGCAAGUCGACACGGCAGAAUACUCCUGCCUCAAGUCCAUCGUGCUCUUCACGUCUGAUGCCAUGGGGUUAUCGGAUGUCGCCCACGUUGAGAGCAUCCAGGAGAAGUCCCAGUGUGCUCUGGAGGAGUACGUCAGGAACCAGUAUCCCAGCCAGCCCAACCGCUUUGGACGCCUCCUCCUCCGUCUCCCCUCUCUGCGUAUCGUCUCCUCUCCGGUCAUUGAGCAGCUGUUUUUCGUUCGCCUGGUGGGAAAGACGCCCAUCGAGACGCUACUUCGUGACAUGCUGCUCUCGGGCUCCAGCUACAACUGGCCGUACAUGCCCACCGUGCAGCGCGAGCGACCCCUCUCCCUCCAUUACAACGAGAACGGACCAUGAGGUGAAGCCAGACGUCCUUCUUUCCUGCCUUCAUCAUCUUCAGCCUCACCUUUUUGGCUUCCCCAGAGGAAGCAGCUCCCUCACCAUUCCACUCUUAAAGACGAACCCAUCCCAGGUUACAUACGCCGAUAGAUCUUCGUUGCCGAUGCAAAUUUUUGGUGGCACCAGAAGACACUGAGCAGGCGAGACGUGGCACGAGCUGGACAGGUUGGUAGCAGAGGUCAGCACGCAGUUCACCAGCAGGUCUGUUGGACUCACUUCAGAUGUCACGCUCAAAACUGUGCAAACAGAAAACGUUUUGCCUAAUUGUUGGUGCUACCUUUGGUAAGUACGGCAACAAAAAAAAACUGAGCAGGGACGCUGCCAUUUGGAUUCUACAGCCAAGAGCAGAAACCCCCAAGUGUAUAUUUACGAACUGUUUUUGAAAACCAGAAGCCAUUAAAAAAAGACAAAAUGCCAAAAUGUCUUGAACGUUUGCAGAAGACAUGUUUUACUGUGUGUGUUUGUUGCAGCAUUGUUCAUAUGGAGAGGAAACUUAUGAUUGUGUCCAAAUGUACAGGAUAUCAUCGAUUCACAGGCAUCUACGGCAUUUUUUGGGUUCGCUCUAAACAAAGCUCAGGUUCAAAGGAGUUGGUCGACGGAUAGACAAACAUGUCAGUAUCAGCACAAGAACAAGAAAAGAUGUCACUUUAGGCCUGUCACGAUAACAAAUUUUGCUGUCUCAAAUUAUUGC
Nematolebias whitei (Rio pearlfish) is the source of this 2545-nucleotide messenger RNA. It is a transcript of the gene nr2f5, whose product is annotated as nuclear receptor subfamily 2, group F, member 5. The record is from RefSeq and is a predicted model, not a curated record. Gene Ontology annotation, biological process: cell differentiation; anatomical structure development; regulation of transcription by RNA polymerase II. The coding region runs from base 598 to 1812 and encodes 404 amino acids. The transcript has 4 exons. Gene Ontology annotation, molecular function: nuclear receptor activity; RNA polymerase II cis-regulatory region sequence-specific DNA binding; zinc ion binding. Lineage: Eukaryota; Metazoa; Chordata; Actinopteri; Cyprinodontiformes; Rivulidae.